Annulohypoxylon maeteangense is the source of this 806-nucleotide messenger RNA. RefSeq names its product ribosomal protein L17. The record is from RefSeq and is a predicted model, not a curated record. NCBI's taxonomy places the organism in Eukaryota, Fungi, Ascomycota, Sordariomycetes, Xylariales, Hypoxylaceae. Gene Ontology annotation, biological process: translation. Gene Ontology annotation, molecular function: structural constituent of ribosome. The transcript has 2 exons. Gene Ontology annotation, cellular component: mitochondrial large ribosomal subunit; ribosome. Bases 61 to 636 code for a protein of 191 amino acids.
CAUCACCAGUUGCUAAAUCUCAAUCCCACCAUAAAAUCGAGCAACCGGCCGAAUUGAAGGAUGGCGGGAGGUCUAGUCAGGUACCGACACUUAAGUCGGAAGUCCUCUCACCGACAGGCGCUAUUGCGAAAUCUGUUGACGGCCCUCGUCCAGCACGAGCGAAUCCACACGACAUGGCCUAAGGCCAAGGAAACCCAGCGGUUAGCCGACAAGCUGAUCACCAUUGCGAAGCGGAACAACGAGACGAGUAGGCGGAAAGCCCAGGGAAUAUUAUAUACCCCCCACAACCUCAUGCCCAAACUCUUCGGCGAGCUACGUCUACGAUAUGCCGAUCGCCCGGGCGGAUACACGCGGGUGCUACGCACGGAGCCGAAGUCUCGAUACGACCAAGGCGCAAGCGCAAUUCUCGAGCUCGUCGACGGGCCACGAGACCUACGUUUCGCAAUAACCGCCGGCGCCGUAGCGCGAGACCAGAAAUUAGGGCGGGAGUCCACGCCACUAACAGAAAUGAACCGGAGGAAAGUGACGCGGUACCGGAAGGAUGGGCCUGCGGCUUUCGAUGAGAUGGUGAAGAAGGUUUCGAAGAUGAGCUUGGAGAAGAGGACGGUGGAUGUGCAGAAGGGGUCGUUCGACUGAUGGGAGAGUUUCGGUAGGCACGAAACUAGGGAUAUUUGAAUCCUAAAGGGAUAUCUGCCGUAGCCUGCUCAAGAGGGGAUCAAGUAUGAUUCUCGGACUGGGCACUACGGGUGUUGUAUGAAAUAUGUACCAAUACUACAGCACACACAAAUCAAAAAAAUCACAAUCCA